AUGAAAGAAGUGGUAUUUAAUAAAAAAACGGGUAAAAUGAUUGCUAAUAGUGAGAAAGAAUGUCCAUCUCACUUGAAAGACAUAUCUAAUAAUGGAAAUAUGAGUUAUUUGUUAUAUAUUUAUGAGAAUAGAUCAACAAGGAAAGAUGAAUAUUUUGCUAAAGAAUUAGGCAAAACGAUUCAAAAACAAUGUUGUACUAUCUUCUGCAAUGGUCGAAAUCAGAGUCAAGCAUUCGAACUGCUCGAUGUUAUUCGUGAUAUAAUACUCAGUGAUGCACACGAGUAUGAAGCGAUAUUGGAUACGCAUAAUCUACAUGAAUGUAAAGAAUUUAAUUUUAAUAAUUCAUCAUACGUGCCAAAACUGGGUUCUUUAGUUACAUCAGAUGAAUUUCAAGAUCUCGUACAAGGAAUUUAUUCGUGUGCACCAGGUGACUACAUUGCACGAGAAAUUCCUAUCGACGAUGCUGCAAGCGAUCUGAAAGAUUCGAAUAUCACAACAGAUUAUCUACCAGAAUAUUACCAUGCACGAAUUGUUAAAUUGGUCGAAGACCAUGCUAAUGAGUUUCGAAAAAAAUAUCAAGUUGAAAUUGAAUUAGGAAAGUAUGAAAUAAUAAGUGGUAUUUAUUUGUAUCGAUUUAGCUCUUCGUCAUUCCAUGAAAUACAAACAAAGAAUGAUGGCGAUAUGAAUAAUGAAGAAAUGAUGGUUACAAGUAUGCCGGUAACAACAAAAGAUAAAGCACAUAAAUUUACAUGUUUAAAAACAUUAAAAGAACAAAUUGACAUAGAUGUAAAACAUAUCAAAGAUUUGUCCGAAAAUGAACAAGCAAUAGGGAUUAAACGGUUAAUGUUACGUUAUCAUCCAGAUAAAAAUUUAGAACAAAUAUAUUUAUAUACAGAGGCGUUUAAAUAUUUGAAACAAUGUAUUGAUCGUUUAAUCAAUGGAAACAAAGUAUUCAAUGAUUCGGCUAAUGCAGAAGCCCACAGUGAUCGUUUUACAAGUUCUUCUAAUACAGGAUUCACGUACGCUGGUAGAAGAACAAAUUUUUCUUGGUAUUUUACUUCAAGAAACUAUUAUGAUACGAAUUCCCACAAAAGAUAUAGAAGAAGAAGUGGUAGACGUCAACAAAAGAAUCCUCAACCAUCUGUUGCACGAAAAUGGUUAUUGCAAGCAUAUUAUCAUUUAAGAACAUCACAUGAAUGUCGAAGGAGUGGCGUUUAUUUGUGGUGUUGUAUUACAUCCUACCAUGUAGCAAAUGAUGUUGUUCAUAGUAUUAUGAUAGCCGACGAUUACAAUACUGUAAAAAAAGCUUCUGUACUUUCAGAAUUAGUUGCUCGUUGCAAAAAUAAUCGUGUUAGGGAACUGUGUACAUCACUUCUACAAAUUAUAUCUGAUUAUGAAACAGAAUGGGAUGAACAUUUUUACAAGAAAUAUUCUUCAGCCGAUGCAGAUAGAGCUUGUCAAUUAGCAGAAGAACUUUGCAAAGAAGCAGCAAAGUCACCUGAUAUAAAGGAUUAA
This is a messenger RNA of Didymodactylos carnosus, 1515 nucleotides long. Lineage: Eukaryota; Metazoa; Rotifera; Eurotatoria; Philodinida; Philodinidae. The record is from the annotation of a GenBank genome assembly.